AUGUCUGCACUUUCAUCGACGUUCUCCGAUAAUAAUCCGAAGCUGGAGAUGCUCCGGCAUGGAAUGGUGCCUAGAGAGAGCAACAAUCACACCGGCGGAGAGCAGAACGAAAAUGAAAAAUUCACGCCUCAGUUCGGCUUCUGCCGGACGACGACGAUGCACACGGUUCUGUUAUUCUUUCAGCGCGAAUCUCUAGUUCCCAGCCCAGCCUCGCUUGGCCUGGUGUGGCGUGGCGGUGCGACCAAAAUCCCAGGCAAAAAGCUACCCCAUUCCGUUGGUGACGAUUGGCUGGCAUCUUCAAGUUUUAGUUCUUGUUCUAGCUUUAGUCGUAAAUCUAAUUCUAGUUCUAGCUCUUCUUCUACUUCUAGUUCGAGAUCAACUUCUUGUUCUAGUUCUACUUCAAGUUCUACUUCUACUUCUUGUUCUACUUCUACUUCUAUUCAAGCUCUAUUCUAUUCUAGUUUUACUUCUAAUUCGAGUUCUACUUUUACUACGAGUUCUUCUUCUACUUCGAGUUCUAAUUCUAGUUCUAGAAGUUCUACUUUCAGAUCUACUUCUACUUCCACUUCGAGUUCUUGUUAUAGUUAUACUUCUACUUCUACUUCGAAUUCUAGUUCUUGUUAUAGUUCUACUUCUACUUCGAAUUCUAACUAG
Molecule: messenger RNA, 654 nt
Organism: Aedes albopictus (Asian tiger mosquito)
Lineage: Eukaryota; Metazoa; Arthropoda; Insecta; Diptera; Culicidae
Exons: 6
Coding region: 1-654 (217 amino acids)
Source: RefSeq, a predicted model, not a curated record